CUGCGAUCUAAUCCCCAACAUGCAUCCGGACAGCUUCUAUCGAGUGCGCCUCUUCAAGGACUUCGUCCGAAUUGUCGUUGUACCUUGGGCCACUCUGUUUGCCCUCCUUCGGACUACGGAAGUGCGGUUGGGACUGCUCGCCGUUCCUGCUCAUGUCGUCUUCAUCGUCUUCUGGGCAUACACACGGCUUCAAUAUGCUGACUGGAUGCAUCGCCGUGAUGCACGUCGCAUGGGGGCUCGGCCCAUUCCUCGGGUCCGCGGUAGAUGGCCAGGGAACCUCGACAUAUACCUUCAAUUACUCAAAGCAUAUCACACCACCUACCUCGGCUCCUUCCAUCUGAAGCUCUUUGAGGAGUAUCACACUACCACUCUUAAUCUCCGGUUACUCUGGCAAGACUUCAUCAUCACUAUGGAUGCGAAACACCAGCAGUUUGUCUUGGCGACUGGCUAUGAACACUUCUGGAGAGGCGUCGGGCAGAAGGAGCGUAUGGAGGAGUUUCUCGGUGCUGGCAUCUUCAAUCGCGACGACCAGGAAUGGAAGGCGCACCGUGCGCUCGCUCGACCAUUCUUCUCUCGCGAUCGCGUCACCGACUUCGAGUUGUUCGAGCGGUAUGCCGACCGUACGGUGUCGCUCAUGUCGUCGCGAUGUGAGCUUGGAGAGCCGGUCGAAGUGCAGGACAUGUAUGCAAGAUUUACUCUCGACGCUGCAUCUGAGUUCCUCUUCGGCAAGAAUGUCGAUACUCUCUCCGGUCGACUCCCAGAGCCCGGAAACACGCAGAUGAGCGGAAAAGGCUCUGCGACGGGCGACGAGUUCGGAUCUUUUGCGCAGUCGUUCGAAGAUGCACAAGUAUUGGUCCUGCUCAGGGUUCGGCGCGGGUACUUCUGGCCCAUCUACGAACUGUUCACAGGGGACCCACACCGAAAACAUAUGGCAGUUAUUGAGAAGUGGCUCGAGCCGUUGAUUCAAGACGCUCUGCAGAACAAAUCAGAUAUGCAGAAGAGCGGUCUCAAGAACCCGCUAGAUCAGAGCGUGUUCUUGCAGUAUCUGGUGGACAAUACCGAAGACCCGAAAGUCAUGCAAGACCAGCUCCUUAACAUUCUGUUGGCCUCGCGCGAUACGACCUCUUCACUCCUGACAUAUGUCACGUACUUCCUUGCAUCGCAUCCAGACGUCACGAAGCGGCUGCGCGCAGAAAUUCUGGAGCAUUGCGGUGUCGACAGCGCUCCUACGUUUGAUGACAUCAAGAACAUGAAGUACAUGCGUGCGGUCAUCAACGAAACUUUACGUUUAUUUCCACCUGUGGCGGUAAACUCGAGAGAGAGCAAACCGCACCCCAGCAUUCUGCCGAACUCUGACGGUACCUACCUGCAACCCGCGGAACCUCUAUACAUGCCUCCCCUGACACCAAUUGCGUACUUCACUUCUCUCAUGCACCGCAAUUCAGCGCUCUGGGGCCCGGACGCGGAUGUCUUCGAUCCGGAUCGCUGGCUCGAUAAACGCCUAUCGAAGUUCGUCUCGAACCCUAUGAUGUUUACGCCCUUCAGCGCCGGUCCCCGAAUCUGCAUUGGCCAGAACUAUGCUCUGAAUGAGGCAUCAUUAUUUCUCACCCGUCUCUUGCAGCGGUUCGACACGUUCACACUUGCGCCGGAGGCCCAACCCGCAGGCUCGUUGCCACCAUCCGAGUGGAAGCAAGGCAAGGGUCGCGAAACAUUUGAGAAACUAUGGCCUAACUCUGCAUUGACGAGUUAUGUCAAGGGAGGGCUAUGGGUUCGAUUAGGUCGGGUAGAAACAUGAGGACGACUCGAGGUUUACACCGCGAAGGCGAGGCUUUGGCAGUAUAUAACGAUAUGCGUGCUACCUUUUCAAGCUUCAAGCUCACGGCUGAGCCGUAACGACAUUAGAGACUUACUCUCACUCUCUACAUCCUUUAACUUAUCAUUGAUAUGGUCUGUACUUACGUUGGAUGUAACUUGUAUGCC
Molecule: messenger RNA, 1980 nt
Organism: Fomitopsis serialis
Lineage: Eukaryota; Fungi; Basidiomycota; Agaricomycetes; Polyporales; Fomitopsidaceae
Product: cytochrome P450
Exons: 10
Coding region: 20-1795 (591 amino acids)
Molecular function (GO): oxidoreductase activity, acting on paired donors, with incorporation or reduction of molecular oxygen; iron ion binding; heme binding
Source: RefSeq, a predicted model, not a curated record